GCGGCGGCGGCCGCCAUUGCGAGCGGGGGCCGCGGGACUAUGAAGGAUGGAGGCGGACGAGGUGUCGAUCCGCGAGCAGAACUUCCACAGCCAAGUGCGGGAGUACACGAUCUGUUUUCUCCUAUUUGCUGUUCUCUACAUAGUGUCCUACUUCAUAAUCACAAGAUACAAAAGAAAAGCAGAUGAGCAAGAGGAUGAAGAUGCCAUAGUUAACAGAAUAUCGCUGUUCUUGAGCACCUUCACUCUAGCAGUUUCAGCUGGUGCAGUCCUGCUUCUGCCUUUCUCAAUAAUCAGCAAUGAGAUCCUGCUUUCUUUUCCACAAAACUACUAUAUUCAGUGGUUAAAUGGCUCACUAAUUCAUGGUUUGUGGAAUCUUGCUUCUCUUUUUUCCAAUUUGUGUUUGUUUGUGUUGAUGCCCUUUGCCUUUUUCUUCUUGGAAUCAGAAGGAUUUGCUGGCUUAAAAAAGGGGAUCAGAGCACGCAUUCUAGAGACGCUGGUAAUGCUCAUACUUCUUGCACUGCUUAUCCUUGGAAUCGUAUGGGUGGCUUCAGCUCUCAUAGACAAUGAUGCUGCCAGUAUGGAGUCUUUGUACGACCUCUGGGAAUUCUACCUCCCAUAUUUAUAUUCCUGUAUAUCACUGAUGGGAUGCUUGUUACUUCUCUUAUGCACGCCAGUGGGACUUUCACGGAUGUUUACAGUCAUGGGUCAGUUGCUGGUGAAGCCAACAAUUCUUGAGGACCUAGAUGAGCAGAUGUAUAUUAUCACUUUAGAGGAAGAAGCAAUUCAGAGGAAGCUUAAUGGGAUAUCUUCCACAUUGGAAAACCAGACAGUAGAGUUGGAAUGGGAGCUUGAAAAAGUGAAGUGCAAGAAAACAAAUCUAGAGCGUCGGAAAAAAGCUUCUGCUUGGGAGAGGAAUUUAGUGUAUCCAGCUGUUAUGAUAUUACUACUGAUUGAGACAUCCAUCUCAGUUCUAUUGGUCGCUUUCAACAUUCUUUACCUGUUGGUGGAUGAGACUGCAAUGCCAAAAGGAUCAGGGGGACCUGGAAUAGGAAAUGCAUCCCUAUCCACCUUUGGUUUUGUGGGAGCAGCACUUGAAAUCAUUUUGAUUUUCUAUCUCAUGGUAUCCUCUGUUGUUGGCUUCUACAGCCUUCGUUUUUUUGAAAAUUUCAUUCCCAGGAAGGAUGAUACAACUAUGACAAAGAUAAUUGGAAACUGUGUCUCAAUCUUGGUGCUGAGCUCAGCUUUGCCAGUGAUGUCAAGGACACUGGGAAUUACUCGAUUUGAUCUGCUUGGAGACUUCGGAAGGUUUAACUGGCUGGGAAACUUCUAUAUUGUAUUAUCUUACAACUUGCUCUUUGCUAUCAUGACAACAUUAUGUCUGGUCAGAAAGUUCACUUCUGCUGUGCGAGAAGAGCUCCUGAAGGCAUUAGGAUUAGAUAAACUUCAUCUGUCAAACAAUCCAAGAGACUCAGAGACAAAGGCAUCUGCAAAUGGGCAUCAGAAAACACUGUGAUUGACAAUCACCUGCAAUCAACAGAGCUGAAAACAUCAACCUCAUGGCAUUCCCGACAUCUCAUCAGCUUUUUUAUAUUGUUCUCUUGCUGAUAAUCUGGGUCCAGCCUUGUCUCAUUUCUUGAUGCUGUGUGCUUCUGAGGAACUUAGCUGUAUCAGAUUCUUCUCUUUCCAGUUAACUUCUGGUCUGCUUGUUUAUUUCCCAGUAAGUUAAUGCAGGAGGUGCCUUGAAGACUGGAAGCUGAAGAGAAUAAUUAAUUUCUUUUUAUUGACAGUCUCUUAUUCUUAGAUACAAACCUGCUAGCCUCUGAAAGCAUAGUAUCUCCUGUGUAAUGCAGACACAGGUUGUAAAGAAUAACUUUGGGACUUUGAAAAAAAAGAAAAAAAGAAAAAAAAAGAUACACUUGAAGCCCGGUAUGACCCUUAUUGGAAAUGUAAGCUACUUGGAAUGGGCAUCCUUGACAGUAGAUAAGCAGUUCCACUAAAAAUGUUUUAAAAAAGAAAGUUACUGAUAAAGACCACAGAUGAUGUCGGACUCGGUCUGAUAGCAUGAAGCUUUCUUGGAAGGCCAGCGUUUUCAGUUCUGUUCCCAGCUGUAAAUGCCAGUUGCUUUACUGGAAGUCAGGCAAUGUCUAAUGAAAUAGUGAGCCACACUGUGAAGAUUUACUUCAGUGUUAAAUCUGAGCCUAGUGUGCUUUGGAGGAAAAAAAAAAAAAAUCUGGGUAGACCCCAUGUCACAACUCUUACAAUUCUGUAAUGAUGUGGUGCUGUGGAGGUCACUCACCCUACCAAGUACAUCCCUGUAAAAUUCUGUAUGAACUCCUGUGUAUAAGUAGUACUUGUAACUCAUGCAAGUUGCACAAGUCUAGGAGGCUGUGGUUGUAGUUGUGUGUUUUUUUUGGUUUUUUUUUUUUUUUUUACAAUCUUCUUUAAUUUGAAGUAAAUUAUGUCUCUGAAUUUAUACUGUAGUUACGAGGAUUUCUGUUCAGUGGCAUAAUCCACUAUCUUUCACUAGCCUGUUUUUUAAUGUACACACAAACAUGUAUAUAGGACUACAUGUGUAGAUACCAUAAAUUAAAUCUAAGCUUAUAGAGAUGGCAUAGUUGGUUUGAUAAGUAAAGCUUGUGUGUUCAAGCUUGGUAGUACAAAUUUCUGUGAUGUUACAAUUUAACUGCCCAAAGGCCUUACAUUCACAAUGGCAUCAGAGAGUGUAAUGUCAUUUUUCUUAGCAUCACUGCUGCCUUAGGAAUUCUUUUAGCAGUCUAUGGUAAUAAUAAAAAAAAUAGAAAAAUGGCAAAACCAGCACCCACCAACAGAACCCCAGCUGUUCCAACUCUAGUUGCAUUUUUGUGCUGCUCUGUUACAGGUAGUGUUCAAACGGAUUGGAAUGAGGACAACUUCAGUAUGUGCUCCGUAUGUAGUGGAUCAGUUAAUAUUCCUGAUUAUUCUGGUUGCUGUUAAACUGAAGUAUGUCUGUUUGUGGCUUUAGGUCUUGAGUGUGAUGAGGCUGUGACAGUUAACUCUCCAGCGGGGUUCUGAGAUAAACUCUGUGUCAGAAGCUGUUGGCUGGUGUCUACUGAGAUGGCUGCACUGGGCUGUAGACUUACAGGUGUGUGUGUGUGAAUGUGACAGUUGGUUUUUUUUCUUUGUUUUCUGAGACAGUUUCAAAACUCAUGCUCCAGUGUACCUGAGAAUUUCUUGUUUUUUUGCAGGUUGCCUUUUCUGACUUGAACUGGGGCAUAAUAUGAAUACAGCUGUAGCAAAUAUGCUGGAGUUACUUUUUGUGUGAUUAGUAUAAAUUCAAGGGUUAUUAAACUGACUGUUGAUGUGUUGUACUGAGUCUUGGAGGACUUAAAGUAAAAUUGCUUUAUUUUUUUUUACUAAGAUUUACAAGCAUCUCUUUCUGUUGUUUAAUGCUCUUUCAGUGAGAAAGGUUUUCUGAGUCAGUUCCUCAGCCAAGAACAGGGAGGUAUAAUUAGAAUUUGCUUGAGAACGUUUACAUUUUAAACACGGGGAGUUUUCUUAUUAGGGCCAUAAUUCAGGUAUUCUCAGAGCUUGCAGCCUUAUGUGUUAUUAUAGCUAAAAGCAUCUGAAAUGUAUCCACUCGUCUACAUAAGUGAUAGUAUGACUAAAGUUGUCCUAGUGUCUUACUGGGGCAGGUGAGCUGUGAGUGAGGCUAGUUAGCUUUGUUAAAGUAUUUCUGUUGCAGCUUUGGCAUUUAUAUAAAUAUGGUCUUUGAGUGAAUGGAUUUGAGGGUGCAUCAACAUAGGUCUUGGUGUUCACACUUCUCUCAGUAGAGACAGAACAUUUCGGAGAUGUUUGUCCCAGCAUCCAAGAAGGCAGGAAGAGAUGGGCUUCUGAGGUGCAUGUGGCUUCUGGAAGCGAGUUUACAAUUACUUAAGCUGAACAGAGGCAGCUCCUGCUGAUGAGCCUGCAAGGUUCAGGCAGAACUUGAAAACUCUUUCAAAGCGAAUGUUACAGCCGUGCCUGCUCCCAGCCCUUCUGGAUUCUGUGGUCAGAGAGAUGGAUAAAGCCUGUAAGAGAACAUUUUACAUUGGAAUAUGACAGAUGUUUAAGGAUUGCUGUGUGGUUUCCGUGGUGGAUAAGAAAUUCAGAACUACCCUGUGCAGUUAGUGACAGUGUUUUGUUUAAAAACCAACUGUUUAUAUUGUAACACUGUCUGCAUUAUGAUAUGUUUGGCCUUGAAAAUGACAUGCUUAUGCAGAACUCCUUACAGAUCCAGUGGUACUUUCAAAUAUCCUGUGUGUAAGAUACAGGUCACUGUAUACUUUUCACAGAAGCAUAUGGUCACUUAAAUACACACAACUGGUAAUUCAUUAAUGGAUGUGAUGAUGCAUUCCUAGUAUUUUGACUCAUGUAGAGUCAGGUGGUCUAUACCUUCAAGGUAUAUACAACUGAUCUUAGUAACAUUAACAUCUGCCUCACUUCUUAGGAGGCAAAAAGCACAUAAAUGCUUCCAUCUUCAACUAGAUACCACACAAGACCAAAAAAGUAGAUGUAAAUUAGGUGUUUUAGAUCAGCCAUUUCUUGGCUUUGUUCUGUUUUGGUAGCACAAUAUUAAGUGCAGUGGCAGAGCUGUAAUAUCGUGGGAUUUCUUCUAAGUGUAAAGCACACUGUCAAUAUUUAACACCUUAAAAUGAUAAAUAGCAGUAUUGGUUACUAUACAGUGACAGUUUUUUGCCUUCGUAGGAAGCUUUGUUUACUGUUUGUAAUGUGAUGUUCAUCUUCGGCCCUGCUCCUCCACUGUCUUUUCCCCUGUUGACUGCUUCAUGGUGUCAUAGAAAUUAAAGGAUUUGACAAGUUGCUCUCCUUGUCUGGUUCCAAAGUACCACCUUGGGUGACACACGGGGGGCAGCUGCGUGUGUGGACAGGACCUCGUGCAGCCCCGUGCUGAGUGGGACGGAUGCACACAGUGCUGCAGUUGGACGUGUUCUCCUCCAUGUGACUGACGUGUGUGCCACCAGGAACAACAGCUGUGAGAGGGCUGCAGCAGUCCCUCCUGUUCCUCACCCGUGUCUACAGCAGCUCAUCUGGGUCACUGCUGCAUAGGAAGGACAAGCUGGCCCUUUUUGCAAUGAAUUUACCCUCUAAUGUACAGGAAGAAGAUAAAAAGCAAAGAGCAAUCCCAUCCAUCCAGCUUUCUAUGAAUUUGUUGAGGUUGGCCUACUUUCUCCCUUCUUUUCCUCCUCUUUCAGAAAGUUGAUGGGCUCAGGCAGUGCACAGUAGUUGAGCGUUAUCUGUUCUGUAUUUAAGCAGUGUGUAUAACUGGGAAUGCCAAGUGCAGGAGUGCAGCUAGAUCCUACUAUUUUAUGCAUACUCUGAUUUUUAAAUUAAUUCUUUAUGUAGGUAAAGUCAUUUCAGUGGGGACAACUCACUAUAGCCAAUUUUAUAACCUCUUUAAGAAGAAAUAAAUUUUGUUUUGUUUGAUCAGAAAGUUUGUAUGAACUGUGAACCUUUAAAAGCUUCAACUAAGGCUGUAAGGUCCCCAUGCCCUUCCUGUUGGUAUUUUUUCAUUUUAGUGCUGACUUGAAAUAACAUUAAAGGUUGUCUAAGGAUGCAAAUAUACCUGACUCUUCUCACCUGUAUCUUUCAGGACCUAGUAUCUUGUGCUCUUAAAUAUACUGCUGUUGGUUAACUACCAGUCUGUUCUAGUUGCGUUAUUAGCAUUUGAAUGUUAAAAAAAAUUCUGCUUUUGAUCUCAUCAAGAGAGCAAUCCAAGCUGACAGCUGCUUUGAUGUGGAUUCCAGACCAACCUGGUGUGCAGGUGAUGUCUGCAGCUGGCAAUAACCUCUGCCACCUCUUCCUGCCUUGCCCAGUGCCCUUUGUUCAGAUGAAGUCUCUAGCACUGCCCAAAGAACCUGUGAUGCUCCUCCUUUCUUUGAGGCAUGAGGAGCUUGGCCCAUGGGUUGUCCAUCUGCUACACAGUUCUAGUUGCUGUACUUUUGGAUCACUUGUGAUUGAUGUUCUCAGAGUCUGUAGUCAAAACCAUGGGAAGGAAUUUGCAUCUUGUGUGAAAUUAGGACUGAAUGUAACUUUCAGAAUCCCCACUGUGCACAACAGUUUUAGGAAACUGGAGCAGAAGAAUUGGGGAGAAGGCUGUAGCUCACCUCUAUGCUGACCGUCUUCUUUCUCUUCCAUCCUUCUCCUAGUUGAUCUUUAGAAUUGAACAUCAGAAAAAAUCCUUAUUUUAAAUACAGUUGAUGACGUUCAAGGGCUGAUGAAACUGUGCUACGCUUGGCCUUAAUUAUUGGUUAUUGACAUCUUUUCAAGUCCAUUUAUGAGCACCACUAGAGAUGCAGCGAUGAUGUUCUUCAGUCACGAACAUAUUAGUAUUUAUUCAUUCAUUUGCACUUCAUCUGUUUUCUGCUACUGGGUUCCAUUAAAACAGUCCUGUCAUUAGAGUGUGGCCGCUCUAAGAAUUUACCAAGAGAUCUGAAUUUGGAGUGAGAUGGAAAUCCUUUAGUCAUGUUUUUGGCUUCCAGUAAUGUGAAGGCCAUCUACGUGCUUUUCAGUGCAAGAAGCAACUUCCUUGUACCUGAGAUCAUGCAGAAGGCUGCUCUUAUGAAGGAGCCAACGUAUGAACAUUGCAGACCUCCAUGUGAAAUGACCA
Molecule: messenger RNA, 6643 nt
Organism: Centrocercus urophasianus (Greater sage-grouse)
Lineage: Eukaryota; Metazoa; Chordata; Aves; Galliformes; Phasianidae
Gene: LMBR1
Product: limb development membrane protein 1
Exons: 17
Coding region: 47-1513 (488 amino acids)
Biological process (GO): signal transduction
Molecular function (GO): transmembrane signaling receptor activity
Source: RefSeq, a predicted model, not a curated record